Molecule: messenger RNA, 1146 nt
Organism: Mesorhabditis belari
Lineage: Eukaryota; Metazoa; Nematoda; Chromadorea; Rhabditida; Rhabditidae
Source: the annotation of a GenBank genome assembly
AUGAAACGAUUGCUGAAUCGAGCGAUUUUGGAAAGAAUCGCUGCUGGAGGGGAAAAGUUUUCGGUGAGAAAAGUUUCUUCAAGUCCCCCAUUGCACACCAGUUUCUACAACAUGGGCCGGCAGCGUUUCAGUCUAGAGGAUAAGAACGGCAGUCGAGCCAGCGAUGCGGAAAGUUUCGCGAGACGAGUCGGCAACUUCUACACUCUCGAGGAAAAGGAAAAAGACGUUUUUGUCACUCCAAACCUCUCAACGGUACGCGGAGCUGCAGUCCAUGCAGCCUACGGUGGACUCAUCUUUUCACAGGCCCUUUGUGCAGCUGAAAAAACGGUGGAGGAACGUUUCAAGCCACAUGCCACACACUCCUUCUUCAUCUUGAAUGUUGACACUCGAAUCCCAUGUGAGUAUCAUGUGCGUCGAUUGCGAGACGGGAAAUCGUUUUGCACGCGGACCGUGGAGGCGAUUCAGAAUGGGAAAGUCGCUUUCUGUUUGCAAGUCUCAUUUCAUGUGAACGAGCCCGACUCGGUGGUUCACGAGGCGAAAAUGCCGGACGUGCCACCGCCCGAGGAGUGCGUCACGAAUCGAGAUUUUGCCAUUUUCACUUUAGAAAAGGUUGCCGCUGGGGAAGUAACUGUGACGGAGAUGCAGCGAAAGCGGCUGGAGUUUCAGGCAAACUACGACCCGGAUGGGGAUCUUUUUGAGAUAGAAUACGAAAAUUUCGAUUCGGACGGGGGCCUUUUUGAGAUUCGCUGCGUUGCUCCCGACACACAUUUGGGUUUCUCGGAGCCGUCCACCUCGAGAACCGUGUGCUUUUGGAUGAAAACACAAUUCCCCGUUCCAUCGUGCUCCGAGCGGUUACACCGAUACUUGUUGGCAUUCACGUCUGACUCGGUGCUGGCUGGAUCGGCUUAUUUGCCGCAUUUGAUCAACGAUUUCUCGUUUUCAAUGCUUUUCUCCUUGGAUCACUGUGUUUGGUUUCACGAGCCAAUUGUGAAAUCCGAUGAUUGGAUGCUCUAUGAAUGUCGGUCUGAUAAAGCAAGAGGCUCCCGUGGCUUCACGGAGGGUCGAAUGUGGAGUCGAGACGGUCGAGUGAUCAUGACGGCCACACAAGAGGCCCUCGUUCGAUCAAAGGGAUCCGUUUCGAAGAUU